ACUCACACUACUACACUCUCUUUCUCUUUCUCUUUCUCUUUCUCUCUCACUCCCACCAUUUAAUGCAUUGCUAACGCCUCCUUCCCUUCUUGAGCGUUGGGUCUCUCCACAAAAACACAGUAUUAAAUGCAGCAGCUGAGACCCUCACCCACCCUUUACCCCUCUAAACCAAAAAAAAAAAAAAAAACCCAAUCAAUCUCAAUCUCAAUUCUCUUUCUCUCCCUCACAAAUGGAGAUUUUCCCUUCUCUUUUUCCUUCUUCUUCUUUUCUUUCUUCCCAUUCUUCUUCUUCUUCCUCAUGUCCUCUCCUCACACAUACUUUGCCAACCUCGGCCUCGGCUACUCCAUAGCCAUCGCCCUCGCCUUCCUCGUCCUCCUCUCCACUCUCAUCCUCUCCUCCUACCUCUGCUGCCGUUCAAACCGCCACAAUUUUAACAACCCCACCACCACCACUACCAACAACCACAACUUCUCCGACGGUGGCAUCGUCCUGCCACGUGUGAUCUUCGUGGCGGAGGACGACGAUGACGAGGAGUCACAGCGCGGCGAGGAGGAGAACACCGCGGUGGGUCUGGACCAGAACGUGAUAAACUCGUACCCGAGGUUUCAGUUCAGCAGGGACAGUGGUGCGGGAGGACAGAGCACCACGUGUUCGAUUUGUUUGUGCGAGUACAAGGAUUCGGAGAUGCUGAGGAUGAUGCCGGAGUGUCGACACUACUUCCACCUCUGCUGCCUCGAUUCAUGGCUCAAGCUUAAAGGGUCGUGCCCUGUUUGUCGGAACUCGCCGCUCCCGACGCCGGUUUCUACGCCGCUGUCAACGCCGCUUCAGGAGGUGGUGCCGCUCUCUCAGUAUGCUGCUGAUCGGAGGCGAAGGAGGUGAAUUAAUUAAAUUUUUUUUUUUUUUUUGUAAAAGUGGGUGUUUUGGGCUUCUGAUGUGGGCUUUGCACUUUUAGGAAGAGAUGAAGAUGAAGGUCUUAUUUUAUUUAUUUUCAUGAGGGGGAAAUGGGAAAAAAUUUAAUUUAGUUGUAGCUGUUUGAUUAUGUAAUUCCAUAGAAGUGCUUUCUAUUUCACAUAACAUCAAUUCUUCAAGUAAAUGUUCUUUUAGUC
Messenger RNA from Lotus japonicus, 1106 nucleotides. RefSeq names its product RING-H2 finger protein ATL67-like. Gene Ontology annotation, biological process: protein ubiquitination. The transcript has a single exon. Gene Ontology annotation, molecular function: transferase activity. The coding region runs from base 127 to 879 and encodes 250 amino acids. Lineage: Eukaryota; Viridiplantae; Streptophyta; Magnoliopsida; Fabales; Fabaceae. The record is from RefSeq and is a predicted model, not a curated record.